Photinus pyralis (common eastern firefly) is the source of this 1518-nucleotide messenger RNA. RefSeq lists its product as uncharacterized. The transcript has a single exon. The coding region runs from base 22 to 813 and encodes 263 amino acids. NCBI's taxonomy places the organism in Eukaryota, Metazoa, Arthropoda, Insecta, Coleoptera, Lampyridae. The record is from RefSeq and is a predicted model, not a curated record.
UCGAUUUAGAAACAAGAGACGAUGCGCGCUCGUAUCCAGUAUGUGUUGUUAUUUACGUUAGUGGUACUUAAUUACGUAACGGCCGAUAAUGCAACACCUACACCUGACCGAAGUGAAUUUAAAAAGUCGUUAUCGAGAGACUGUUCAAACGCCUAUACGACCACCUGCCUGAAAUUGGAUAUUGUUUCGUGGGUUGAUAAGCUAAAUGAAGAUGACGAUUACAGUGUCUUUCCGGGUAUCAGUGUAGUACGUGAAAAUGGAAGUGCACGCGCAAAUACAGCCGAUAUCGUCGCGGAACUGGCGAGGGAGUUUCCAAAUGACGCCGAGGCAAGAUUAGAUGCAUACCUUCUUAGAAAAGUAUCCAAUUAUCUGAACAGUCAUUCCUUGAGGCUGAAACUGUUUGAUAGCGACGCGGUAUCUACUGCUCGUGGUAAGGGUGGAUCUUUCGGGGGCGGCGGCGGCGGCGGCAAGAAGGGCGGUGGUGGCAUGGGAAUGCUUCUGGCAGCUGCAGCUAUGAUGAAGGGUACUUUAGGAGCACUAGCUCUCGGUGGCGUCGCCGCCCUUGCCGGUAAAGCUUUGAUGACAGGCCUAAUUGCACUUAUGCUUGCUGGCAUCGUUGGAUUAAAGUCCCUGACCAGUGGAGGAGGGAAGACUACGUACGAGAUAGUAUCAAAACCAAUUUACAGUCAUUCUAACACGCAUUCCGUGUCCCACGAAGAGCAUGGUGGUCACGGACAUGGUGGAUAUUCGUCGUAUGGACGAAGCUUCGACAUGCCUCUACCUUUGGGCCUACAACCCCAUUACCAACCUUAAAAUAGUUGAAACCAAAAAUUAUUUAUUAAUUAGUUUCCGACUUAAGUAUUUAUUAAAUUAAAUAAAACGAUUUUAUCUUGUUUUCUCAGAUAUUGUGUAUUUUUUUCAGGGAAAAAAUUGUCCAGGUUCUUCGUGAUUUUUGUUAAUGCUGGACUACACAAAUGUUACCUUACCCAGAAAUACAUGUGUAUCUAAUUGAAGUACUUCUGUCAUAUCGUUUUAUAACAAGAGACUACAUUUAGUUAUAAUAAACGACAGAUAAUUCAAUUCACAAAUCUUAAAAACUAACUUAGUUUUGCGCAGUUUACCGAAUACGUGAUAUAACAAUUUUAUGUAUAAUCAACUUUAACAGUGCAUGACCACUGGUCCAAGCCAAAAAAAAACAGUUUUUGAAACGGCACGCGUCCAAAUUUUCUGCCACUUAAUACUAAAUGUAAUCUCCUGUCGUACAGAGACUUUAAUGUAGAUAGUAAUGUCCGUAAAUUUCCUCCAAUUACUUAAUUUGGCAAUAAAAAAAUGCUGUUAAUUUUAGGUGCUUUCAUAAUAUAUCUCUAUUAUGGUAAAUAUUAACUUUACGACUGCAGAUCUAACUUAUUACUUUACCAACGUUUAGCUAAGCAACACUGCCCACAGUUUCAAUACUUAAUGAAGUUGUUUAAAAAAAUAUUGGUAAGUAUUAAAUUAUUACAAUUUUAAUGCUUUUCG